Suncus etruscus (white-toothed pygmy shrew) is the source of this 1687-nucleotide messenger RNA. RefSeq names its product SS18L1 subunit of BAF chromatin remodeling complex (gene SS18L1). The record is from RefSeq and is a predicted model, not a curated record. Bases 78 to 1286 code for a protein of 402 amino acids. Lineage: Eukaryota; Metazoa; Chordata; Mammalia; Eulipotyphla; Soricidae. Gene Ontology annotation, cellular component: nucleus. The transcript is spliced from 11 exons. Gene Ontology annotation, molecular function: transcription coactivator activity. Gene Ontology annotation, biological process: positive regulation of transcription by RNA polymerase II; positive regulation of dendrite morphogenesis.
CCGCCGCUGCGGGGCAUGAGCGCGCGGAGCUGGAGCCGCAGCUCCGACGCUCUGGGGCUGAACCCGCUGCCGCGACCAUGUCGGUGGCCUUCGCGUCCGCAAGGCCCCGCGCCAAAGGCGAGGUCACGCAGCAGACCAUCCAGAAGAUGCUGGAUGAGAACCAUCAUCUGAUCCAGUGCAUCCUGGAGUACCAGAGCAAGGGCAAGACGGCCGAGUGCACCCAGUACCAGCAGGCCCUGCACCGGAACCUGGUCUACCUAGCCACCAUUGCAGACUCCAACCAGAACAUGCAAUCCUUGCUCCCUGCCCCGCCAACCCAGAACAUGAAUCUGGGCCCAGGGGCGCUGUCCCAAGGCAGCUCGGGCCAGGGCCUUCACUCUCAGGGCUCCCUCAGCGACGCCAUCGGCUCCGGUCUGCCACCAGCCUCCCUCAUGCAGGGCCAGAUCGGCAAUGGUCCCAACCACGUGCCCAUGCAGCAGACGGCCCCCAGCACGCUGCCCACCACCUCCAUGAGUAUGUCGGGCAGCAGCCACGGCACCGGGCCAGGCUACAGCCAUGCGGGCCCCUCGCAGAGUGUGUCCCUGCAGGGUCAGGGUGCCAUGGGUAGCUACGUGUCCCGGGCCAACAUCAACAUGCAGUCCAACCCAGUGUCCAUGAUGCACCAGCAGGCAGCCUCAUCCCACUACAGCUCGGCGCAGGGUGGCAGCCAGCACUACCAGAACCAGUCAGCCCUGGCCAUGAUGGGCCCUGGAGGGCAGGGCAGCAGCCUGAUGAGCCAGCGACCCCUGGCACCCUACCGGCCCUCGCAGCAAGGCUCAUCCCAGCAGUACCUGGGCCAAGAGGAGUAUUACAGCGGCGAGCAAUAUGGCCAUGGCCAGGCAGCCUCGGAGCCCAUGAGCCAGCAGUACUAUCCUGAUGGGCACAGCGAGUACGCCUAUCAGCAGCCAUCCUACACGGAGCAGAGCUACGACCGCGCCUUCGAGGAGUCCACACAGCACUACUACGAGGGUGGCAACUCCCAGUACAGCCAGCAGCAAGCGGGCUACCAGCAGGGCACAGCCCCGCAGCAGGCCGGCUACCAGCAGCAGUACCCGAGCCAGCAGAGCUACCCUGGGCAGCAGUCAGGAUACGGCCCGGCACAGGGCGCCCCUGCCCAGUACUCCAGCUACCAGCAGGGCCAAGGCCAGCAGUACGGAAGCUACCGAGCAGCCCAGAGUGGCCCCUCCGCCCAGCAGCAGCGGCCUUACGGCUACGAGCAGGGCCAGUAUGGGAACUACCAGCAGUAAGCCUCAAGUAUGCUGGGUGAGCCAGGCUGUGGCACGAGCCAGUGAGGCUGGUUGCUCAUGGUGGGGCUGAACCAUGGCCUGUGGUUGCUCCUCACAGAGGCCUGCACAGCACCUGCCUGUGGUGCACCCUCAUUCCGUGCUGGGAUGACGCUGCCUCUGCUGCCUGCAGGCAGGGAGGCUGACUUGGUGCUGUGUGCAGUAUUCUGUGUCCGUGCGAUGAAGGGGAUGACUCUUUUCUGUCCCCCCUUUUCAGUGUGUCUAGCUAGCAUUAGGGGUCCUUCUGUCAUUUGAGUAUUCUGUGCCCCAAGAUGGGGUAUUUCUACAAAUGCAUAGUCUGUGUGUCCAUACGAACAGCCUUAGGUCCGGCUGUCCUCACUUGUCAUGUGUGUUGUGAACUUGUC